Molecule: messenger RNA, 769 nt
Organism: Periconia digitata
Lineage: Eukaryota; Fungi; Ascomycota; Dothideomycetes; Pleosporales; Periconiaceae
Source: the annotation of a GenBank genome assembly
ACCAAAAAUGACAGAACAUGAUCGAGCCACCGCUCUCCGCGAAUUUAUUGAGACUGAGAAGCGCCAGAUCGACCCUACCGCUUACAAUCAAGUGACCACGAACAUGCAUAUUGCUUGUGAAAACGCUGCGCGAUCGAAUGAUUGCGAUGCAUUGAAUUUUCUCCUUGAUCACGGAUGCACCUACACCACGGACGUUAUUCUUGCGGCGCUAGAGAACGGGUGUACGGAAGUUAUAGAUACCCUAAUCGCUCGAGGUUGGAACAUCAAUACAAAAAUCAGACAUGCGGGGGAUGCGCUAAUUCUGUGUUCUGGUAGGGACAAUUUGAAGAUGGUGCAGUUCCUACUUUUGCGCAACGCCGAUCCCAACGCGAACACAGACGGGCACAACACGGCACUUGAAAAAGCCGCCGCGACUGGAUCGAUCCCAAUCUUGGAGGCUCUACUUGAAGCUGGAGCGGUUAUGAAGGGCCGCUCAGCACUCGUUAAAGCAGCCUAUCAUGGAAGAAUCGACGUCAUUAACUAUUUGUUGGAUAAGGGAGCGAUGAUUGACGAAGUUCCACUCAACGAGACAAUCGUUGAGAACCAAAGAGAGCUUGAGUCAAGAAAUCCACUUUCCACAGCUGCUUGGCGUGGGCAAAUUGAGGCGGUGAGGCUUCUUCUCGAGCGGGGUGCUGAUCGGGAAUUGAGGGACGCCUAUGGAAAGACUGCGUUAGAUUUGGCACGGGAAGAACAACAUUGGGAUUGUAUAAGUCUGCUUUCUUAUUUUUAG